Paramuricea clavata is the source of this 5394-nucleotide messenger RNA. Lineage: Eukaryota; Metazoa; Cnidaria; Anthozoa; Malacalcyonacea; Plexauridae. The record is from the annotation of a GenBank genome assembly.
GGAGGCACACAAAGCAUGGCAACAUCAAGAAUAUCAAUAUGCAAAAGCUUUAUUGUUCAUGUUCUCUGUCUGUCAUAUCAUGGUGGUAAGAACUAAGAUGUCUGCUUAGAGAAAGAGAGUUUGCUAAUUCAAUUAGAGUUUGCUAAUUCCUAGAAUCUCUCUACCCCCUCCAAUAAAGUGUCCAACACCACCAAAAUUUCGCUUCACCCCUCCUAUUUUGUGUGGAAGGUUUUGACCCGAACGCCUAACCCCUGCCGAAGCUCACUCAGUGGUGCCGCUUGCACCCCACCAGAAAUGUUUCUACCCCUCCUUUUAAAUAAAUGAAAAUCCGCCCAUGGCUAAUUCACACUUCCGGAAAGUGCUUUGCCUCCGAGUUGUAGGGUGGCAAUAACGACUUGUGACUUAAUUGACUUGCAGGACUCCAACAAAAUGACUUCUGGUGAAAAUUAACUUUUCUAGUGCAGCCAUGGGGAUUGGCAUAUGCCCAUGUAUGACUGUGAGCUUGUAAUGACUGUGAUCUUGUAAUACUGCAGUAUGACCGUGAGGUUGUAAUGUAUAUUAUAUAUGAUUGUCAUGGGUGACUCCCCAGUUCAUGAUAUACAGAACUGUACAGAAUUGCAACUUGACUUGGUCAGACAAAAUGACUUGACUUGGAAUCCGAGACUAAAUGACUUAUCAAAAUAAGACUUGUUAACAACUCUGCUUUGUCUUGACUAUGAACCUUGUUUUGUGACUGGGAUGUUGACUUUCGAGCUAUCUGUCUUGCUACUGCAUGGUAGUGUAAUUAUUAUAUAAAAGACCAGUUUGACAUUAUUAUAACUGCAUGUUUGGUUUUCGAAAAUGUGUCACAUGUUUCAAUCACGAAAACGAGGCUGUAUAGCCAAGGAUUAAUGAUUUUCGCAAAGGUGUUUUACAUUGUAUUUAAUCGAUUCAAAGACAGUCAAUAAAAAAUUAACCGAAUUAGAAUGGAAGUACAUAAUUUAGAUUUGACUUUUCGUACUGUAGUUGAUGCAUCCCACUCAAACGUUCGAUGUCAGCUAUAUCAGAUUGUUUAAACUGGUUGCAAAUACAAGGUAUGGAGAAGCACUUGAGGCUAAGUUUACACUGUCAAAGUUUCUGUGAUCACAGUAAGAAUUUUGCAUGGGUAACGAUUUGUAAGAAAUAUGUGAGGGAACUGUUAAACACUGAGUCAGUUCCCUCAAACAUCUCUUAUAAAUCCUUAAAAACCUGGACCUAUACAAAAUUCCUACUGUGAUCACAGAAACUUUGAUAGUGUAAACCAGGCUUUAGUUGUAUUUAAAAUGUCCAAACAUUCGGUGCUCUCGGUAAUUCAAACGCCAAGCAUUAAAAUGUAAUUCACUGUAAUUUUUAGACAACAACUCAUUACUAUACUAAGCCAAGAACUGAGCGGUGUGGAAGGAAUUCAUGAUAUUUGGAAACAAACUGGAAGACCUUGCAUUCCAAGACUUCUGUGCUCUUUUCAGCAAGUACGGAAUGCCUUAAAGAAUGUGCAAAUUAAGUGUCUUUUCUAUGACGUUUUACCCAUCUAUUGUGGAAGCCAGCUUUUGCACAUGUUAGCGUUGUAAAAUAAGUAAUAAUAAAUCUUCAUUGCCAGUGGAAGGAUUGAACACUGGGAAAUAAGCUUCAAUUAACUGAUUGGGGGGAAUUACCUUGCUAGUUUAGCUUUUCAUUCUAUUAUCUUAAUUCUAUAUUUUAGAACAAAAAUUCACAGCUUUUGAGCCGAAAUGUUUCGGAGGUUAGUAAAAUGAGUACCAACUAUAUUGUUAAUUGUUCUUUCUAUACAAACGUCUAUACACUAUAUAAGUCAUAUUUUUCUUCUAGGUGGAGUCAAACCCAGAUUCUUAUGCAAGUCGAACAAAAAUUAAAUCUCAGGUAACAGCAAAGUGUAAUGGUAUAAUUUGAACGUCGAUUAUCUGGGGUUCAGGGGGGUGCGAACCACCAUCUUAGGCUUGUCAAACGGAAGUAGAGGGAGAGGGGCAAUUUCCUUAUCAAAUCCAUGUACCACCAGUUAGACCCCUGGGGACUGUAGUACCCCAAACCCAAGGUUCUGACUGGAUCCAUCCCUGUCUGUCACUGAUAUAUUGGCCAUUAACAUUCAGUAAAACCUGAUUUGUUUCAAUUUGGUGUAUAUUCUUGCAGACUCCAGCCAAGAGCCCGCUGACAAAUCUACAACAUGCGUUAGAAGACCAGGUUUACAGCAUCAUGAGAAAAAGUCGCUUAUUGGGCAGUCUGAGGUAAUGUGUCUGCUGUUAUUCCCACUUAAACAACUUGUACAAUAUUGUUAUAUCAUGACUGUAUCAGACUUGUUGGAACAACCUUGCUACAAGUCUGAUAAUAUCAACAAGCUUGGUACAAGCUGUUAACAACUUGUACAAUAUUGUUAUAUCAUGACUGUAUCAGACUUGUUGGAGUGUUACAAGUCUGAUAAUAUCAACAAGCUUGUUGUUACAAGCUGUUUAAGUAUCUAUACAUGCAUGAUCAGUGGUCAGGGCAAUUCCUGGUUAGGGAAUUAAAAGGAUUAAUUUUUCAGCAAGAUCCUAUUGGACACGAAAAGUUGUGACAUAAUGUAAUGGAGAUUUAUUUUAUCCUCCAUAGUUCCAGUUCAUUAUUCACUGUCACGUCCAGUCAUAACUUUGUUCAUGUCCAGGCAGCAGAAAUCUCGCGUUCUGCCGAUACUCUUGAUCUUUUGGUGAAGAAAUUUCCAUUCCCAGCUUUACCUGGUGAGUUUAAUUAAGCACAUGUUUACGAGAUAGCUGAGCUAUCUCAGACAUACCUUUCACUUCUGUGAUCGGGUUCGAUUCCUGGAACAGUCGCAUGUGAGAAGAGUAUUUCAUGAUCAGUUUGACUGUACCAAACACACCAAGAUUUCUUCUGAUAAUAUCACUAGACCAAUAAAGCAUGACCCUUACUGGACCUCUGGGGAAAGGACUUUAGAUUUAGUAGUACCAGUAAAGUUGGUUUAGUUUAGCUUUAGCUUUAUGUUGUAAUAUUAGAUCAAUAAGUUUUAGAAAAAACUUCAACACUUUUAUCGAGCGAGGAGCCCGAAAUUCUGAUAUGUACACCUUACACUGGCAUAUACCUUAGUAUAGAAAGAUAAACUUGCGGUUAUAAUGCUCGUCAACCGUAGCUCAGUUGGUUAGAGUGUUGCACCGGAAUCACAGGGCCACAGGUUCGAUUCCUGCUAGAGGACCUAUAGUUGCAUUUUUCGCAACUGUUUCUGGUUAGGACUAGCUAAUUGUAUAAAAUUUACAGUCGAAAUUUCCAUAUACAAAAAAGCUUUCAACAUCUAAAUAAAGUUGGUUACCUUUAUCAGACAGUUUUAGGUCAGCACUCUUUCCCAAGCCUCCGCAAAACACCACCCCCUUGGACAGCAGCACAAAUUCUGGUCACAUGUUAUUCCGAGAUUUCUUGCGGGAACAAAUUGAUAACCUGAUGACGGGUGAUGGUCGUGAUGGACUGGCUGAGGGACGUAGAGGGACACAUGUUGAGGUAACACUCGGCCUUUGGGCUCGUGUUUGUACUGUGAUCCUUGUUCUUCUAAAUUUUCGUGUCUAAAGAUUUUAUAACUGUAUUAUUGAGUUUCAUAAACAUAAGGCCAUUUCAUUAAUCUUUAUGAAAACGGCCAACAACUAGCAUGAACCUGUUUUUGUCGUAGUUUCCAAAUUAUUAUGUUAUUAUAUUGUUUUUGUCCGUAAAUGCUAUUUUCCGGUUCACCAACCAUGAAACUUUGCAGUUAGUAAUUUUACAUGUCAUAUGUCUAGGCUUUUAUAUGUCAUAUGUUGUUGUUGUUGUUGUUGUUGUAAUUGUUGUUGUUGUUGUCGCCACCAACAUGAGAAAGCUUUCUAUUUCAUUUUCCAAGGUGCCCACCAUCAAGCAAUGGGCCAAGGUUUGUGUUUCUGUAUUUGGAUAUCUCAUGAGUGACAGAAGUAAUGAAAACAAUCAUAUGGUUUCACUGGCUGCAAACCUGGACCUCGACAUGAAGUUUUCUGAUGCGUGAGUUUUUUACUCCUUUUUAUUUUGCAGAGAAUAAUAACCCAGGAAUGUUCCCGUUUACAUUUAGGUUCAAUUCCUGCAAUACAACUGUUGGCUGAUUAUAGACCACUUUCAUAAUACAGAUGGGUUUAAAUAUUCUUUUAUGUAUGUAUUAAUAAACCUUCUUGUCCUUGUUUCAGGUUCAAAAAUUCUAUUUACUUUCAGUCACAAAAACGAAGAAUAAUAUUUAAACCCAUCUGUAUUAAAUGGUCUACAUUUCAUCUCGGUUACAUGUGAGAGGAGUUCUUGCGGAUUGAUUCUCUUGAACACCGCAAUUAUUUUUUCCCUGUAACUUUCCCUUUAGGCGUUGCCGUAAAGUUCUUCCAGUUGCCAGCAGUGCAUAUCUCGAUAAUCUGCCGUCUCAUUAUCCGGAAAGCGUGCAUAUUAAUCAGGUAUAGUCAAACCUCAGCUGACCAUGUUGCAGACACAAACCGACACUUGUUGCAAUAGCUUAUCUAUUAAACUUCUUUCAAGAUUUGUGAUGUUCACCUAUAGUUGUUUUAUUUUAGUUGAACCAAGCCCUUCGCGUGUUCGCGAUGAACGCCCGAGGUCCUGCAUAUGAGAAAUACGUCCUGCAGCUGCAAGAUGAUUGUAAUAAGGUCAGCAGCGUUUUGAUUAUAUUUGUCAAGCUUGUUGUAAAUGAGGAUUGGAUAUCUGCAUGACCUUGAAUGUAUAUAUAUAUAGUAUUUCUAAAUGGCUAAAUGAGUUAUGUGCUGGUACAUUAAAACGGACAUUCUUUCCUUCUUUCGUUAUUUCUUGUACCAUCUAUUUUUCUUGUUCCUCAGAUGUGGAUAAAUGGCAGACAGUUAUGUGAAGUGCGCAGCCUUAAAGGGCGACAUUGUAUCUAUCCGGUAAGCGCUUAUAUUUUUUCAUUAGAUAAGUAUACAAUUUUAUGACGUUGUUACUUUUAACAAAUUGGUACAAGUAAUGUUCUAGGUUAUUAAUUUCGGGUAACAUCUUCAAUUAUUAUUCACCAUAAAGCCCCGUUUACACUACGCUCGAUUUUUGGUACCGUACCACUUUUUUGGCUCUUGGACUAGCUAUUUAGGUAGUCCAAGAACCAAAAAAGUGGUACGGGUACCAAUUUUAUCCGUGCCGUACCAAAAAUUGGGCGUAGUGUAAACGGGGCUUAAAACAACCUUCUUUUCAUUACUAAAAUAUCUUUACUCUGUUUUUUUAAAUUAUAGUUUCAUACAGUUCCAGGACAGCAGAUUGCGGACAGUCUUCCGAUAGACAAGAGCACUAUAUCAUGUAAACCUCACUCGAGCCGUAUCACCAGCACCUGUGCAUGUAACUGCGGACGAACACAAGCACAACGCGAAGACCCGUUUGAUUUAAAGG